Messenger RNA from Coregonus sp. 'balchen', 1345 nucleotides. NCBI's taxonomy places the organism in Eukaryota, Metazoa, Chordata, Actinopteri, Salmoniformes, Salmonidae. The record is from the annotation of a GenBank genome assembly.
GAAAAGGGCUGGAAAGAACAGAGAGACAGAGAGUAAGCUGGCUCCAUCAUGUCCUAUUAUGAGGUACGGUUUCAUUCAGUAUUUAGACCAUGUUAACAAACUUUUAUGGGACUUUACUGUAACAUUUAUCUCAGUUAUCAUGUUAUUCACUUAUCAGAUUGUAGAAUCUGUUCUUAGAGUUUUGCACAUGUAUUUGCACGUUUGCUCAAUUAUCCUCUCUUUCUUCCUCUCUCUGAAGCACUUUGUGAUAACAGAAUCGGAUUAUGACUACAAUGACACGAGUUCCGGUUUUGGUUCUGGCUUGGGUGAUUUCGGCACUGGAUUUGAGGAGCCGUGUGACCGUGAGCUGCUGAGCCCCAGCGUGCAGCGUGUCUUCCUCCCGGUGGUGUACGGUUUCAUCUUCACCCUGGGGAUCACUGGGAACGGCCUGGUGGUGUUCGUACUGGGCUGCCAGCGGAAGGCCCGGCUCAGUCUAACGGACCGCUACCGGCUGCAUCUCUCCGCUGCAGACCUGCUCUUCGUUCUGGCACUGCCCUUCUGGGCUGUGGACGCUGCACUCGGGGACUGGCGCGUCGGAGCGGUCAUGUGCGUGGGCGUGCACGUCAUCUACACAGUGAACCUGUACGGCAGUGUGCUGAUCCUGGCCUUCAUCAGUCUGGACCGCUACCUUGCAGUAGUCAAAGCCACAGAAACCAGCACCACACACACCCGGCAGCUGCUGGCAUGCAGGCUGGUGUACGCUGGCGCCUGGCUGCCUGCUGGUCUCCUGGCCAUCCCAGACAUGGUGUUCGCUCGGACCCAGGAGGCAGGGGAGGGGGAGAUGGUGUGCACGAGGCUCUACCCGCCGGAGAACGCCCCACUGUGGGUGUCCCUGUUCCACCUGCAGACGGUGCUGGUGGGGCUGGUGGUGCCGGGCCUGGUGCUGCUGGUGUGUUACUGCGUGAUCGUGUCCAGGCUGACCCGGGGGCCGUUGGGGGGUCAGAGGCAGAAGAGGAGGGCGGUGCGGACCACUGUGGCUCUGGUUCUCUGUUUCUUCCUCUGCUGGCUGCCGUACUGCAUUGGCAUCGCCGUGGAUGCGCUCCUCCGCUUGGAGCUGAUCCCUCGUGGCUGUACGCUGGAGUCAGGCCUGGGGGUGUGGUUAGCGGUGUCUGAACCAAUGGCGUAUGCUCACUGCUGCUUGAAUCCGCUGCUCUAUGCCUUCCUGGGAGUGGGGUUCAAGAGUUCUGCUCGCCGCGCCCUCACACUUACCCGCACCUCCAGCCUGAAGAUUCUCCCGCGUAGACGAACAGGCGCCAUGACGUCCACGACAACAGAGUCAGAAUCAUCUAGUCUGCACUCCAGCUAA